CUUCGCAUAACGUCCCAAAGGCGUCGAACAUUUGUCUCCGCACUUUUCGGGCUCACAUUCUUCGCCGCGGUACUGACCGUGUCUGCAUCGAAUAUCCUGCCUUGCCCAGUGCGGCCUAAUAGAAACCGGUAUGCAGACAGUGAAGAGACAGUAAGUGGAGGUGGCGUGACAGGUAUAGUGGAAAAGCGGCCGGGGAGGUGGAUACAGGAG
Messenger RNA from Pisolithus orientalis, 210 nucleotides. RefSeq lists its product as uncharacterized. The record is from RefSeq and is a predicted model, not a curated record. The transcript has a single exon. NCBI's taxonomy places the organism in Eukaryota, Fungi, Basidiomycota, Agaricomycetes, Boletales, Pisolithaceae. The annotation marks the transcript as partial.